Molecule: messenger RNA, 539 nt
Organism: Lotus japonicus
Lineage: Eukaryota; Viridiplantae; Streptophyta; Magnoliopsida; Fabales; Fabaceae
Exons: 1
Coding region: 174-443 (89 amino acids)
Source: RefSeq, a predicted model, not a curated record
AUUUUAUUUACCAACUCUUGCACCUGGUAUAUCUUACUCUUCUCUUCUCUAUAAAUACGAAUCUCCAUCUUUCCUUUCACUCCAACAACCGACAUCACUUCUUAAUAGCCUACUGAACUCGUUCCCUAUUUUAAACAACCUUCCAUUUGUGCUAUAUAAUCAAAACUCAGAAGAUGAAUAGUGCUGCAAGUAAAGCUUGGAUUGUGGCUGCGAGUGUUGGAGCUGUGGAGGCUCUGAAGGACCAAGGUAUCUGCAGGUGGAACUAUGUGUUAAAGCACGCUCAGCAGCACAUCAAAAACCGUGUUGGAUCACUGUCUCAAACAAGAAACCUCUCUUGUUCUUCUUCAGCUCUCUUUGCCAACAAGUUAAAGGGUGAGAAAGCCAAGCAAGCAGAGGAGUCCUUGAGAACUGUCAUGUACUUGAGCUGUUGGGGUCCCAACUGAAAAUUUGCUUUCUGUAAAUAGUAAUUAGUGAUAGAUUAUACAAAUCUUGCAAUGUCAAACGGCUCUAGUACUAUUCAAUGAACAAAGUUUUCUUCA